UGAUUGGCGGGAGGGGCCGCCGCCGGGGCGGAGGCGGGAAGGACGGUCGCUGGAGAGGGCUGCCGCCGCCGCUGCGUGAGGAUUUCUUCUUCCUGUCGAGGAAGCUGAUGAUGAAGCUGAAUCACGCCCUGUGUUGGUGCUUCAAUGCAUAUAUUUACUCAUUAAGAGUCAGAUGAGGACACAGUUAUAAAUCUGAAAUAAACAGGGUGAAAAGUGGCAAUGUCUUCUGAUGCGUCAGAAUAUACUAUUGGGGGAGUGAAGAUUAUAUUCCCUUGCAAGGCUUACCCAUCACAGCUAGCUAUGAUGAAUGCUAUUGUUAAGGGGUUAAAUAAUAGGCAACACUGUUUGUUGGAGAGCCCUACAGGAAGUGGCAAAAGUUUGGCAUUACUUUGUUCUGCAUUAUCAUGGCAGCAGUCUCUGUAUGAGAAAUCACUGGUUAAAUCCUCACAUGAGAAGGAAGACAGAAAGCCAGAGACUUCAUUGCCAUGUCGCUGUACAUGUCAUUCCCAAUCUGAGAGCAAUGAGGCUGCAGCAAAUGUGAAUCAUGGUGCUUCUUGUUCGUUUAAUAAUUAUGAAGCAGGAAGUUCCAUAAAAACUGAAACUCCACUAACAAACACAGAACAUAAGGAAAAUGAAACCCUAGCUUCAAAGUUGUCUGCUAAAAAAAGGGCAUCUCUGUGUGGCAAUGAAAAUGAUGAUUUUCAAGUAGACAGGAAAAGAAUUCGCUCUUUAGAAACUGAGCACCAGGUUAGAAAACGUCAUUGUUUUGCAAAAGGAGUGCGGCUAGUUGAUGCUUUAGAAGUUUAUAAUCAGAGAAAGAAUGGAGAGCUGAUUGUUCACUCUGAAAAAAGUGUGAAAAACACUGCUUUUUCUCCUAAAACAUCUUCUGACCCUUGCACUCAGUGUUCCUGUUCUUCUGGAAAAGAAACUGAUAAAGAUGCUAGUAACGCAAAGAAGAAAGGAAAUGAAGAUCAGUCAUUCAUCCCCAAAAUAUUUUUUGGAACACGAACACACAAGCAAAUAUCCCAGAUUACCAGAGAGUUGAAGAGGACGGCAUAUUCCAGCGUCCCUAUGACGAUUCUUUCUAGCCGGGAUUAUACCUGUAUUCAUCCAGUGGUAUCUGGUAGUGGUAGUAACAGGAAUGAAAUGUGUGUAGAGUUGCUGGAAGGAAAACACGGCAAAUCCUGUCUUUAUUAUCAUGGUGUUCAUAAACUCAGUGAAUAUCAUACACUACAACUGGGACAUAAGAAAUGUCAGGCUUGGGACAUUGAAGAUCUAGUGAGCCUGGGAAAGAAGCUUCGUGCCUGUGCCUAUUUUGCAGCUAGAGAGCUCAUGCUGGGGGCAGAUAUUGUAUUUUGUCCUUAUAAUUAUCUCCUAGACCCACAGAUACGAGAGAGCAUGGAAAUUAACCUAAAAGGCCAAGUAGUCAUUUUAGAUGAAGCCCAUAAUAUUGAGGACUGUGCUCGGGAGUCAGUGAGCUACAGUGUUACAGAAAAUCAACUAAGAUCUGCUCGAGAAGAGCUAGAUCUCAUGGUCAAUAACCACAUCAGGCAGAAGGAUCACGAGCCCCUACGGGCUGUGUGCUACUCUUUGUCAAACUGGUUACAGGAGAGCUCUGUUCAACUAGUAGAAAGAGGGUAUGAAACGUCUUGUAAGGUUUGGAGUGGAAAAGAAAUGCUCACCAUUUUGCACAACAUGGGAAUAACCAAUAUUACUUUUCCCAUUCUACAGCAACAUCUUGCUGCUGUCCUGGAAAAGGAAGAAAAAAUAGUGAUGUUUGGUAGAGAAGAAGUUAUUGAGAUACCGGUUGUGAGCCCUGCUACUCAGAUUGUGCUAAAAGGGUUAUUCAUGAUUCUCUUAUGUCUUUUUAAAGAAAAUAACAGGUAUGCAGAUGACUACAGAGUUGCUUUACAGCAAACUUACACUUGGAUGAACGAAAACCAACUUGAUGUUUCAGAUACUAAUGCCCUCUUUACACAGACCAAACAUAAAAGGAAUCCACGGCGGAAAACUGUAGUUCACGUGCUUAAUUUUUGGUGCUUGAAUCCAGCUGUGGCUUUUUCAGAUUUAAGUGAUGUUAGAACAAUUGUUCUGACAUCUGGUACGCUCUCUCCAAUGGAUUCAUUUUCUUCAGAACUUGGUGUAAAGUUUUCUAUUCAGCUGGAGGCAAAUCACGUUAUUCGGAACUCACAGAUUUGGGUUGGCACCAUUGGAGCAGGCCCUAAUGGUCGGAAACUAUGUGCCACGUUCCAGCAUACAGAGACCUUUGAAUUCCAAGAUGAAGUGGGAGCCCUUCUGCUAUCAGUGUGUCAGACAGUUGGCCAAGGAAUUUUGUGUUUUUUGCCAUCUUAUAAGCUGUUGGACAAAUUAAAGGAUCGCUGGAUGCAUACUGGCUUGUGGAGAAACCUCGAGCUUGUCAAGACAAUCAUUGCAGAGCCUCAAGGAGGAGCAAAGAGCGACUUCGAUGAACUGCUGAAAAUAUACUAUGAUGCAAUAAAGUGUAAAGGAGAAAAAGAUGGAGCACUCCUCAUAGCUGUAUGCAGAGGAAAAGUUAGUGAAGGCUUGGAUUUCUGCGAUGACAACGCCCGUGCUGUUAUAACCAUAGGUAUUCCGUUUCCAAAUGUGAAAGACCUUCAGGUUGAAUUAAAGAGGAAAUACAAUGACCAGCACAAAAAUAAGAGAGGCCUUUUACCAGGGAGUCAGUGGUAUGAAAUUCAAGCUUAUAGAGCUCUCAACCAGGCCCUGGGAAGGUGUAUAAGACACAGGAAUGAUUGGGGUGCUCUUAUUUUAGUUGAUGACCGCUUUCGGAAUAACCCUAAUAAAUACAUAACUGGAUUAUCUAAGUGGAUUCGGCAACAAAUCAAGCACCAUGAUAAUUUUGGGAGUGCACUUGAGUCCUUGGAUGCAUUUGCUAGAAAAAACCAGAAAGGCAUUGGUGGUUCGUCACAGUGCAACAGUGAAUUUCUCCAUGUACCUUCAAGUUCAAAAGACCUGUCACCAGCUUCUUCACUGGAGGCUACUAUUCAUCUAUCACCAGACGUUCCUGCUGAAAGUGAAGAGCAAAAUUUGGUCCCAGAAAUUAAUAUUUUUACAACCAUCACCUCAAUUAAUCCUGCAACGUCAAGUCAGCCAAGUACUGUCAUGGCAACAAUGAAACAAAGUGGCCAGAAAGUUGAUGUAGAGGGUCAUUCUCACCAUGCAACACAAAGAGAAAAACAUAUGGACUCCACACCGAAAAUCCUUGCCACUGAAACAGAGAGAGAAAAAAAGAACAGUUGGACUAAUUCUGAUUUUAUGAAAGAGUAUUUCUGCAUUAAACCAUUGACUUCAACACCUUUGUCUGUAGCUGAGAACUGCACGUCCAUAGCUAAAGGCAAACACAAGAAGAAUGUGAAUAAGGCUAGUGAACUUAUUGAUAGUGUAAAUCAAUGCCAGUCAUCAUUCAUUACAGAACAUAAACCAAGUGUACCAGCAUCAUGUUUGGAAACAACUAAUUUUUCACUUAAAAAUACUGGGGCUGCAGUUGCUGAAGAGGAGGACCUUGGUGAGCCGCAGCUUCAUGAUGGUGAAGUUGAGCCCUGUUGUAGUGAAUUCCUUUCAAAAGGAGAGAAAUCUGAACUUGUAAGGUUAAAUGUAUCUGCGGAAGCCGAGGAUGAGGAUGAGAGUAUCUACUUUACACCAGAACUCUAUGAUGAUGUAGAACCAGAGGAACAGAAAAUCAGUCUGCUAGUUCCUGCCAGUAAUACAGCUGAGAAUUGGAUUGAAUAUGGAAAAGGCACAGCUGCUGAAGAUUUUUUUGAAACCAGCACCUCAAAAACCCUAAGUGUUAUUAAAGAAACAAUUAACGAUGAUGACAUAAACACAAGUUUACAUGGAAUAAGGCAAAAUGAUGAGAGUAAGAAUAGUGCAGUUAAUAAGGUUGUAGACAUGACUAGUGGAAUAGAAGCAGAGCAGAUAGAAUCUCAAGAAGUGGACACCAAAAAACGGAAAAUCAGUCUUUCCAGAUCACGAAAUAAAGGACUGAAAGUUCAGAGACAGUGCAGACGAAGAAAAGCUACUGUUAGGGAAAGUGGCUACACCUGUGAAAGAAAGAAAGGAACGCAUCGCCAGCCUUGCAAGAAAGGACUUUAUUGUAUUGUCUGUGGAGCUGAAAUACUACCAAAAGCAGAGGGAAUUGUGAGGAAAGCUUUGUGCAGUAAUAUGGAACUGAAAAUAAUGUGGAAAUUCUUCAGAAAUGCUAAUGUAAGAAGUAUACAACCCUUUAGCAAUUGUAUGCGUGAACUCGAUGCCAUUUCAGAAGAUGAUAAUAUGAUGUUGAUCAUCACAGAUGCUGCAAGUCUUAGUCAUCUUAAAGAAACUUUGAAGGUUUAUCAGGUGCCAGUGAAAUGCGAAGACUUGAAUGCCAGUUUAUCUUUAAAUGCUAUUUGGAAUGAGAACGAAUAUUCUCUGACAAGUUACUUGCAAUGCAGGAACUGUGUCAUCCAGUCCAUUUCUCCAUGUCCUUUAAUAGGAGCUGAAGUUACUCUUCUCAAUAAUAAAGCACAGUCAUGGGUCUGGCUGCUUCCAUCGUCUGUUCGUUACUGCUUACUGCUCCAGAACCCUCAAGAACUGUAAACAGGCCUUUUAGGUUAUGCUUUAUCUUAAAAGAUUUUGCUGAUCCAUACCACAUAUUCACCAGGACUAACAAGACAGAUAAGUGGAGGAUUUUGUUAUUUAAUUUAAUUUAAACUAUUCUCCAGUGCAACUGCAGAGGCGGUGCGAUCCGUGCAUGUAAGUGAUGGGAAAGAGCUCCCUGGUCCCAGUCCUGGCCCCACUGGAGUCAGUGGGAGUUAAGCCACUGACUUCGACAAAGCAAGGAUUUCACCUUCCCUUUAAAAAAUAUUUCACUGCGACUCUUGUCAGAAUGCAGGUAAAGGCAUAAUUUUUAAAUCUCGCUUCCUUGUAACAUUUGGAUGUUUAUUUGCCUUAAGUGCACUUCAAAGCAAUUUGAUAAAAAAUUUCUCAACAAUUCCGUGUUAUUUCAAGGUGGUUUUGAAUUGGUUCAUUUUUUGCUACUUGUGCAUUCAGAGACCCCACAUUGCAAUGUCUGGGCUAAAAACAUGAUAGAGGAAUGUUCAAAUAUUUUGUAUUGCUGGGUUUUAAGCUGAAUUAAAGAAAGCCAGAAAUGAAAACAUUCACAUUUGUUUAUGUAAUUAAAAAAAAUCCUAUAAAUUUGGACCCAAGCUAGCUGAGCGUAUCCCUUUAAUGAACGCAAACCUUCACGUCUUCUUGCAAGCACACCAUAAAUGGAGAGGCAUAUAUGUCAUAUCUACCAUAUCAAUGUCAUUUUAGAGUAUGUAAAAAAAAAAAAAGAAAAAAACACUUUAUUUGUCUUAGGAAAUAUCGAAAACUUUUAUAGGGAAUUUGGAAAAUAUUUUUGGCUAGCAUGAAAGGUAAAAUCCUGCAGCACAAAGUACAGACAUGGGCACAGAGACUGAACAGACGGGCUGCUGUAAAACAACCAUUUAAUAAGGCAUUAAAAUGCCAUCGACUUGGACACAUAAAAAAAAAAGCUAUGAAAACAAAUGCCUUUCAAAUAAUUAGGAUCUUAUGCUUGAGACCAGUGUUGAUCUCUAUGCAGAGAUUUUCCUGCUGAAAUCAGACCAGUCUAAGUCUGAUCGUCUAAGGAAGGAAUUAGCAGCGUAUAAAUCGGCUGCUGCUUGAGAUUUUUCUGUUUCUGCCAUACAUAACCAUUCAUAUAAAUGAUCACUUCAGACUUUCUAUCUCCUUCUUUCUGUUUCCUAAAGUAUUCUGAAAUGCAUUUGAUUUAGUAAGUCAGAAUAAUUUUUUAAUUGAACCUCAGAUUUUUAUCACGAGUGUGUGAAAUGGUUGAAUUACUAGCCUUUACCCACACUAUAUGAGGGAAUCUGAGCCAGGCUAACUAUAUGCAGCCAGAAAUAGCAACAAAAACCAUUUCUGUUCUCAAAAAUGUAGCGUGACUUUGCUUUCACUCGAGGUAAUGUACUCACAUUGAUUUUAAGGUUUAACAAUAGUUUGUGGUGAUUGCUGGUGUGUAAAAUACAUCAAAUUGUUGUAUAGAUUUAUCCUUUAAUGUCGAAAAUAAAUCCUCAAGAACAAUCUUUAUCACCUGUAAUGUUUACAAAUACAAAAAUAAUUACUAUAAUUGCCCAUUCCUGUUUGCGUAGUUAAGCCUGGGUCACUGCUGUCAUGAUAUUCCUCAUUUGCACAGCUCCGAAAAGCUCCGCUACUAAACCAGAGCAUGUUUGGAAGGCCGCGCAUCUGCGCUACUCUAAUUAACUCCACAGCGAAUAAACUAGUAAGCCAGUAAAUAAAUUUAACUUUACAUCGUGACUGUAAUGGAAGAAUAUUUUGGUUUUGUUGAGCAUGGUAUGCCGUUGCUAUGUAAUUUUUUUCCCCAAAAAAGUUGAUACUCUUUUAAUAAGCUCAAGGCUGUAAAACAAAGUAACAUAGAUGUUAUCUAAGAGCGGAGCAUCAGAUUCUCAACUUCCAGCUGGAAUUUAAUGGACUUUUACUACAAAAGUCGUGAUAAAUGAAUGUUACUUUUCUCAUACAAUAAAGCUAUUGUUUUGAUCUUCAUUUCGCUGUGCGUUAACAUCAAUAAUCUCGAAGCAGUUAAUGUUUGUCCCUGCUGUACUUUUGUGCUAUGUCCUGUUUUGCGGCAGCAGCAGCUAACCCCUGCGGCAUGUGCUGUGCGCUUGAACCUUCUCACGCGGGGUGCCUCUUUCUUUCAGAUCUGUGCUUUCAGACCCAGCUAGAUUUCGUGUUUUUAGCCCAUAGACCUGGGUCACAUGAUAAGAGCCCUGCGCAUAACUUUCACAAGCAGUCAAAACAUGCGAUCUUUCUCCUGACAUUGCGAUCUCGUCCAUUAAUUGGAUUUUAUAUGGCUUUUCUGCUAGCCUUCUGCUGGCUUUUAAAGGUGUGAAAACUUGCACUGCAGAGGAAUUUUAUGGAUUGUGGCCGUAAUUUCUGAAUAAGACUCUAAAUUAAUCAAUAAGUGGUCCGGUUAUAAAACUUUGUGCAGAAUUUCUGGGUUCCGGUCAGUUUGCCGUUAACCCGGCGUUGCCGUUCGGCUGGAAGUGCAUCCCAAUUAGCAGCCCUGCUAUCUAGCAGUAGCAGCAAGUGAUUUUUUUUCCCUUUUUUUUAAAGUCAGUCGUAAAUGAUUAGUCCAAAAGAGUAGCAUAAAACUUCGAACUAGUCCCCUGCAGGAGUCGGCUGGAGGAAAUUAAAGGAUCAACGACAGGAGGGAAGCACUGAGGCAGGAUUGUUCCAGGCGGCCGCCACCGGCUCGCGCGCGCACGCAGGAAAUUGGCUUCAUCAAAAGCCGCGGACGCGGGAUGCGGACGAGGACGGUGGCGCAGGGGAUGGCUCUAAAUCACGGCUCGGCAUCGCACCGGUUGGCGAGGGAGCGGUUUCCUCCCCGUCACGAGAAAGCAGCUUUCCUAUACAAAAAAAGAAAAAGCCUCUCGUCCCUGUGAAUUAAUGAAAGUUCAGCCCAAACGCGGGCUAUAAAUCUGACGUAGCUUGACGAAUAAUGAAGACUCAGUUUCCCCCCAAAUAAUAGCGGUUGGAUGGGAUUUUUGCACGAGUGGGAAUGGCUCCUUGCAAGCUCGGCUGCUCGUUUCAGACUGUUUCUGCUCCGCGCGCUGGGUGUGCGUGCGUGCGUGUGUGUGUAUGAGAGCUGUAAAACGAGUGACUCACGAGUGCUUGUGACUUACAGUCAGGCAAGGCACAUGCUCUUUAAUGCCUUAAGUAGAUUCACACUGCAGAAAUUUGGAUCUUUCUGGGCCUGAGAUGAAGCUGAAACCUCUCGCGCGGAGCAGGAAAGAGUCGCAAGAGGGGAAACGCAUAAAUCUCCAUCUGGAGCCAAGUAUGCUGGGAAGGCGUAAAGAGCCGGGGAGCAGCGGUGCCAGAGCAGGGCUGAGAAAGAGCAAAAUCCCGAGGGGAAAAGGGGAAGAAAGAAACAGGAAUGUCCCAGGAAUGAAGCACUUAAAAUGUUCAGAACUUGCAUCGGAAGUGAAACACUGCAAGGCUGUAAUCCAAAUAAGGAAAUUAGAACAAAAAUUAACAAUAUUCAGCUAUUCAGAUGUCAAAAGAAAUAGCACGGUUAUUGGUGUUAGAGGUUAUUGCCAGGAGGCAAAAGCUCAGCAUGUCUUGGGUAAUUAAGCUUCACUGGAGAGCAUGGAUCCCUUCUCCAGUGAUUUUCAGGCAUACUGGAAGAAGGAAUGUGCCCUGUUAAAUGAAAUGUGUGGACAGCCAUUAUUAUCGCUUUACAUCGGUAAUUCCCAGGGCUUCCUGCGUGCGAGGCGUUGUGCAAACGCGCGGCAGGCACCGCGGGUGCCCCGCAGCUCAGCAUCUUGCCCCUUUGGGCAGCCAGGCACGCGAAGCGCCCUGCACAGCCAACCAAGUCCGCGGCGCGAAACCGGAGCAAAUGGGUUUUGUUUGGCGCGCCGACGCGGUGGGCGGUACGAAGCCGCUCUGCUUUUGUAUCGCUAUAGAAAUCUGGCCUUUGGCAUUGACUUCAGAUACUAUUUUAUUAAAAGAACACAUGAUUCAUUGCAACGGUGCACUUCAGUAUCUAUGAACAGGAAAGCUGGGAAAGACACAAAAGCAGCCGGGCUAUGGAAAAGCGAUUCAGGGAAGCGUUACAGCACAAAGCCGCUCGAUCUGCCGGGAGAGACAACAGAAAGGAACACAGUAUCUCCAAGGAAACAUCUGAGCCCGGCGUCGGAGCCAAGUGAGGAGUUAUUAUUGUAUUAACCUUUCAGGAAAGGGCCACAGGGUAUAUGUGGAAAGAGCAAAUCCUGCCUUUUUGGAAUCCAUAGGAAUUUUGUUGUUAGCAUCAGUGUGAUCAGGAUUGGCCCAUAGACAUUUAAAACUGAAGCUUAAUGAAAAAAGUAAUGAGAGAUUCUGGUAGGUUUAGUCUGUCGUAAGUAGGAUAAGAGUUUCUUUAUUUUUUUACGUCUUCGGAGACCUAUGUUUCUGAAUAUAAAAAGCACAGCUAUGUUAUCCGUAGUUCUUUACCUAUUAUGAGACCAGAAGUGGUUAAAACAAGUAAACUUGGAGAACAACUUAAACUCAAACCGAAACAGUGAAGUUGCUGACGCCACACUAAGUCUUGCCUCCGGGUGUGGAGUUCAUAAUCUCGUCUGAUAUCGCCAGACUUUGCAAUCUGCGCGUGCGGAGAGCAAAGCGCGGGCGGGCGGCGAAGCGCGCGCCUCGCUCCGUGCGCGCCGGCCGGCUGCAGUGUGCAAACAGCAGCGCACGCAUUAAACGUUGCAAAAUCAGAGCCGCAGACAGCUCGCUUGCCAAUUGCUUUUGCUUUUUUUUUUUUUUAUUACCCCACUUUCUCCCUUUUUAGUUUUCUGUUUCACAUUUUCCUUGUGUUUACUUCCUGACCACUGACUUCCUAUUUCCCUUUAUUUUGCUAUAAAUGCAUAGGAUGAAAAUUGAUUUUCAAGCGAUUAACUGCUUCCCAGAGGUGAGGGAAUAUUUUCAUGUUAUGCAUGAGAGAAGCAAAGCAAAAAUUGCGUAUUUUACUAAUGGCUUCACAGUGCAUCGUUGCUGAGUGCAUUAGCGUUUGUAAAUCCUGCAUUUCACUGGAGUUCUUGGACUAUACAGCGAAGGUGUUUUCUCCUUUGAAACCACAGCUAAGAGGAAUGCAAAGAAGUGUGCAUAUUUAGCCUCACGCACACUGAUUUGCUUUAGCAGCCUGGUCUAAAUCGGGAUUUAGCAGUUGCUUCUCUGUACUGGGAGAAGGAGAUUCUUCCACUCUUUCCUUCACUCGCUCCUGCUGCCGCGGCCGUGCCGGGGCUCGUGCGGGGCGCUCAGGGCAGGAGCCCGCCUGUUCGCGCUGACACCUCCCCGGGCUGCAGCGCCUGGAUAACGGCCCUACAAAAAGCUAAACCCCCCUUUCCCCUCGCGGGUUACUGAUGAAGAAAUGUAGGGAAAGCGCAGGUCAUCUGGACCUUUCUGUAACGGGCCCGUGCUCAGGUUUAACGUUAAGUGCAAGCCCAGCCCUCCUCGGUGAGACUGCACAGAAAUCCCAGUGGAAGCUCUUCCUGCUCCCAGCCUGUCUGCUGCCCUUCAUGGUGAUAAAUGGUGGGAGGGGAAGGGCGAGGGGGGAGGACUAGCGCGGCUUUGAACUGAUUGUUUUUUAAGAAGGAUGGGAAGGAAGGAAGAAUGCGGCUUCAUUUAAACCAGAAUUUUUGUUUUAUGGCUAAAAUCUUUGGUGUUCUUCUCCCCUUGGUGACCUUUGGUGCUCUCAUGAGUAAGUCUCAGACUAACCCCUACUCGAAGAUGUCUAAUCAGGUAAGGCAUUGGGCUACUUUUAUUUUUUGCUUUAAGCUGUCCCGGGUCCGUAUCCCCACUCCCGUUUGGCCCUGCGCGUGGUUGCUCGCUAGCUGCCACCUUUGCUUGCAGGCUGGGUAUCUGCUCCACGCUGGCUGUUUCGUGCUACUGCCGAUGCACAGAGCAAGUUCAUCACCUUUGCAGAACGUCUCGUGAUUGAUUCCUCGUGUCUGGGGAAAUCUGCUCCAGCGUUGCAGGCUGAAACCAGUGCUCGGCUUUAGUGCGCAUAAUCAAGGCUUCGAGACUUGUUUUUCUUCGCUUUGCGCUAGACGGGACUAGACUCCAGAGGUGGCCCGAGGAGGGCAGUUCUCAGCCGGGGGGGCCUUGCUGCAGCCUGCGCGGUGCAGGGGCUGCCGAGCUGAGCCGGGUGCCAGGGAGCCGCCGCCAAGGCUGAGCAGAAAGGUGGCUUCAGACCCCAAAGCCCUGGGGCUUACGUCACCAUCAGCGGGAUUCGCAGCCGCAAGCUCUCUCCCGGAGGACAGUUCUGCUAGCAGAAGCCCUGAGGAGCUGCUGCUGCCCCCCCUUACCCAAGCCCGGUGUUUUCGGCACCCCGUGGCUAUGGGGGUCCCGUGGGCAAACCCCGGCGCUGCAGAGCUCCCUGGUCGACCAACAGCCUCUGCGGCAUCAUGGGCUGCAAACACGGACACUGCUGUGGAGGCUGUCCCACUUUGACGGGAAUAACCACCUACAUAGUGACUGCGAGGCCACUGUCCAGGUCGUCUAGGUGGAAAGAAGAAAUCUGGGUCAAAGCCCCAGAUCCAGGCCUGGCCCAGCAUCAGCAGGAGAGUGAGAGGAUUCAGGACAUCCAGUAACCUGCGCUUAAUGCCAUAACUCUGGGAACUGGGUAUGGUUUGGGGCACGUCCUGCUCUUACCUUUGUGUUCAUGAGGGAAAGGAUGGCAGCGGCGGUCCCCGCUCCUGGUGCUGCCGUACGUGGUGCUCGAUCCGCUCUGCGCCAGGCUGCUGGCUCUGCCUCUCCAGCGCUCCUGGGACUCAAGAGUAGUAGUUCUUGCCCUGGCUAGAAGUUGGUUUUGUGCAUGCCCCCAAGGGGAGUUUACAUGUUUCUGGGGUUGCAUAAAGGUCUUGAGGUCUACAGUUCGGAUUCGGAGGCCUCGUUGGUUUAGACGUUUUAACCUCUUGGCAAAUCUAGCCCUUGGUUCUUCAAGCCUCCUUCUCACCUUAUUUUUACAGCCAGCUACUCCUUUGUGAUUUAAAGCCAUAAAGCAAAAUUAAAAGACUGGGUUCACCAUGUCAUUUGAAAACUCAGCCUCAAAAACAGUCGGAAAGGUGUGUUUUCUGACUGUAACUGGAAUAAUGUUCUUCGUGAUAGAAGGCAAGUACAUGCCUGAGCAUCCUGGGGUUUGCUUGGCUGCUGCAACCCUCAAGCAGUCAUAGCACAAAGCUCAGAGCGAAUUAACCUCCCUAGCAGUUACCCAAGCAGUUUCUCAACUGGUCUGGGCAGCCCCUGCCAAGUUUAAUUUUAGCCAACACAGGCUGGUCUGUAGUCCACGGCGCUGGUGUAAGCCGUGGCUGUGAAGCCUACCAUGAAACGGCCAUCCAAGCGCCAAUGGCUACACUGCCUUUUUUAUAGACAGAGCCCAAGGGGCAGUUUCUCACAUGUCGGUGUUUUCACAUUAAAAUCUGGUUCAUGUUGGA
Molecule: messenger RNA, 12023 nt
Organism: Dromaius novaehollandiae (emu)
Lineage: Eukaryota; Metazoa; Chordata; Aves; Casuariiformes; Dromaiidae
Gene: BRIP1
Product: BRCA1 interacting helicase 1
Exons: 29
Coding region: 220-4614 (1464 amino acids)
Biological process (GO): nucleotide-excision repair; double-strand break repair involved in meiotic recombination
Cellular component (GO): nucleus
Molecular function (GO): DNA binding; DNA helicase activity; ATP binding
Source: RefSeq, a predicted model, not a curated record